CAGGGUUGGGGCAGGGAAGCACCACCUCCUGGAGGAGGAGCCUGGAAGGACCCACGGAUGCCUUAAGGCGCGAUGGUAAUUAAGGAAUAUUUUGGAAGCAAGGCUUUGAGGCUUCGCCAGUGUCCCGCCUCCCCUCGGGGUCUCCCCAGUAGCUGGGUGCGCAUCGGCGGGUCUCGGCUGCGGGAGUGGUUACUGGGCUGUCCCCGUGGUGGUUUCCUGUUGAUGGGGGUGGUGGCAAUAAUUUGACAUUUUCAUCCAGGAAUCCCCGUCAAGCCCAUCACGAGUGUCCCGUGAACGGCCCCCACUCAUUCCUCAGGAUUGUGCGUGAGAGUCUGCUGCUUGCAAGGGGCUUCAUCCCUGCCUGCCCUGGAACCUGCUUUCCCAAGAGAAGAGGAUGGCUGCUGGGUACCUGCCCCCCUGGCCCCAGGAGUUUGUAACCUUUGAGGAUGUGGCUGUGGACUUCUCCCGGGAGGAGUGGGAGAUGCUGGACCCUGCUCAGAGGAGGCUGUACAGAGAGGUGAUGCUGGAGACCUGCCGGAACCUGGCCGCACUGGAUGCCUUGAAGAAUCAACGUGCCAAUAUGGGCAUUGAGGAUGGUACACUCUCCCCAACCCCAGCCUCUCAGGCCACCGGUCCUUCUUCAUGGGCAGGGUGUUCGCUUUUGCUGCCAGGGGCGGCUUUCCACUUGGAGCAAGGAGAAGCCAUGUGGACGGGGGGAGAAGGAGCUCCCCAAACCUGCUCAGAUUUGGAGACGAGUCUGAAAAGCCAAGAGUCAAUUUAUAGGAAGGUGGUUUUGGAGGAAGAACCACUCCGUGGUAUGAAUAUCAUAAAGCUUCCCAAAGAAGACUGGGAUGUGGUCAACUUGAGGAGAGACAUGAAGACCCGCACAGGCUUUUGAGGCAAAUGGCAUUCACUCAAGUAGAGACAUUGGCUCAAAAGGAGACCACUGCCUGGCAUGAGUUUGGGGACCCCUGUAGUAUGAAC
Molecule: messenger RNA, 984 nt
Organism: Nyctereutes procyonoides (raccoon dog)
Lineage: Eukaryota; Metazoa; Chordata; Mammalia; Carnivora; Canidae
Gene: ZNF554
Product: zinc finger protein 554
Exons: 5
Coding region: 395-898 (167 amino acids)
Biological process (GO): regulation of DNA-templated transcription
Source: RefSeq, a predicted model, not a curated record